CAAUCCUAAAUAAUAUAAAAGAGUGUACAUAAAUAUAUUUGGUUAUCGAAAUCAAACUUCAAAGAAAACGUGUGUUCAACAAAUUAUCCAAGAAAUUAAAUAAACAUAAAUUUGCUUACAAAAAGAGUAGCAAGCAUUCUUCAAAGGAUAUAUCCAGCUGCUGCUAUUUCCUCAUCCAACAAUAAUGGAGCUACAACUUUAUUCCCUUGCUCUUGCCACUUCCCUCACAUUACUUUUCCUUCUGAUUGUGAAGUUAUCUAAGAAAUUAGCAAAAAACCCUAAUCUAAACUUGCCUCCAGGUCCAUGGAAAUUGCCUCUCCUAGGUAGUAUUCACCACUUAAUAAGCAUAUUACCUCACCAUACUCUGAGAGAUUUAGCCAAAAAGCACGGCCCGUUAAUGCACUUGCAGCUUGGUGAAAUCUCUACAAUAGUUAUUUCGACUCCUCAAGCAGCCAAAGAGGUAUUAAAAGUUCAAGACAUCGCAUUCACAAAUCGCCCUGAGCUUUUAAGUGUCAAGAUUUUGUGUUACAACUAUUCGGAUAUUGCUUUUGCACCCUAUGGAAAUUACUGGAGACAAAUGCGUAAGUUGUGCACGUUAGAACUCUUGAGUGCCAAGAAUGUACAAUCAUUUGCCUCUAUAAGGGAGGAAGAAGCAUUCGACCUUGUUGAAUAUGUGAAAUCAAAAUCUGGAUCCACUAUUAACCUUACAGAAAAGUUGUAUGCUCUUACAAAUGCUGUAAUUUGUAGAGCAGCAUUUGGGAAGAGGAGAAAAGAAGAAUCAGCAUAUUUUAUGUCUUUGAUAAAGGAAGUGUCUUUAAUGGUAACAGGUUUGGAUAUAAGUGAAGUGUUUCCUUCACUCAAAUUUUUGCAUGCCAUUACUGGGACAAAAGCAAAAUUAGUGAAGCUUCACAAAAAGCUUGACAAGGUGCUUGACAUGAUAAUUGAAGAGCAUAAGGAGAACCUGCAAUUAGUAAGCUUGAAAAAGAAUGGUGAAGAAGAAUCAAUAAGAAAAGAAGAUUUGGUGAAUUUGCUAUUGAGACUCCAAGAAAGUGGCACUCUUGAAUUUCCCUUCACUGCAGACAAUAUCAAAGCAGUCAUAUUGGACAUGUUUGUAGCCGGGACUGAGACUUCAGCUACCGUUCUUGAUUGGGCAAUGGUAGAAAUGAUGAGAAAUCCCAAAGUCAUGGAAAAGGCACAAAUAGAAUUGAGACAAAUUCUCAAGGGAAAGAGAAGAGUAAAAGAGAAUGAUUUAAAAGAAGUGAGGUAUCUAAAGUUAGUAAUUAAAGAAACUCUAAGGUUACAUCCACCACUUCCUUUGUUACUUCCAAGAGAAUGCAGGGAGCAAUGUGCAAUUAAUGGAUAUGAUAUUCCCAUAAAAACAAAGGUAAUUGUAAAUGCAUGGGCAAUUAAUAGAGAUGUUGAGUUUUGGGAAGAUGCUGAGAGAUUUGUACCAGAGAGGUUCAAUGAUAGUAGAAAUAAUAUGGAAUUUAUAGGACAAGAGUUUGAGUAUUUACCAUUUGGGGGAGGAAGAAGAAUGUGCCCUGGAAUUUCAUUUGGUUUAGCCAACAUUGAGCUGACUUUAGCUCAACUUCUUUAUUAUUUCAAUUGGAAGCUGCCUAAUGAGAUGAAGCCUGAGGAUCUUGAUGUUACUGAAACACCUGGUUCUAGCUGCAGAAGGAAAUGUAAUUUGUAUGUAAUUGCAACACCUGUAAUAAUGGAAUAAUUGAUAGCUAGAAAUUGUGUAGCAGAUGAAUAAGAAGAUGAAAGAAAAUGUAAGGUACUUAAUUGAUAAGUAUGAUGAGAUAUCAGUAAUUAAUUACUGUUUUGUGAUA
This is a messenger RNA of Nicotiana tabacum (common tobacco), 1832 nucleotides long. Its product is annotated as premnaspirodiene oxygenase-like. Lineage: Eukaryota; Viridiplantae; Streptophyta; Magnoliopsida; Solanales; Solanaceae. Gene Ontology annotation, molecular function: monooxygenase activity; iron ion binding; oxidoreductase activity, acting on paired donors, with incorporation or reduction of molecular oxygen. The record is from RefSeq and is a predicted model, not a curated record.